Anneissia japonica is the source of this 3576-nucleotide messenger RNA. Its product is annotated as myocardin-related transcription factor A-like. The transcript has 8 exons. The record is from RefSeq and is a predicted model, not a curated record. Bases 449 to 3391 code for a protein of 980 amino acids. Gene Ontology annotation, biological process: smooth muscle cell differentiation. NCBI's taxonomy places the organism in Eukaryota, Metazoa, Echinodermata, Crinoidea, Comatulida, Comatulidae.
AUGAAGUGUUUUCAGUUUUAAAUGGGACAGCAUUUCCACAAGGGAAGAAAAGUUCUUGUCCAGCCUGGCCCAGCCACUGAAACUUUUUUAAUUAGAACAAUCUCUUGAAAAUGAUGUGGAAAAAAUUCCUUUAGUGGACAUCAUUCUCACCUGCUCGUGUCUUGACAUUUAAUUCAUUUUUCUGGGACUAUGCAUCGAGGAUGCUGCGUUGUUUAAACACGGGACCAACCUUCUUCUUCCGGAGCCUACAGUGUCUUUUCCUUUGAAAACUGGAACCUAAAAAAACGUUGCCGAGUUGUUUUCCAGCAUUGAAACCUUUCAAUACAUUCCAUAUUUUUGUUGAAAUCUCGAUCCGGCAACACGUUCCAAAGUUUGUUACCGAAAAAUUCCAACCUUGCAUUCCAUUUAUAUUUUCAUUCUGGAGACGAAGAAGGGACAACCUGUGUUAAUGACUCGUAAACGCCCCCGAAAACAACCGUGUAGUAGGAAAAACGGAGCUCCAAAGGAGAGAAAAUCCAAAAAGGACAAAAAAUUCCUGGCAUUACGACUCAAACUAAGAAGGCCGCGAGAGGAGCUCGUCAGUCAAGGCAUAAUGCCUCCAUUGAAAACGCCACCAGCUUUCCACGAACAAAGGCAAAGACUAGAAAGAGCAAAGGUUGGUGAUUGCUUGCAGAGGAAGAUCAGGAUGAGGCCCGAUAAAACACAAUUAAUAAACCAACACAUUCUAGAAGAUACCAGCACAGAUCCAUUAGUAAGUGCCACUCACCAGCGCUUAAAACGAGCCCGUUUGGAGCGUGAUCUCGAAGGCAAGAUAAAAAAUCGACCAGGGCCUCUAGAGUUGAUUGAAGAAAAUAUUCUGAAAACAGAUAACUUAUUGGUUGAGCAGGCUAUCAAAGAUGGCAAAGUUAUGUUUAUGAAGACAAAUAGUAUGGAUGUUCCAAACAUGGUUGAUGAAGACAGUCAAGAGGUGGGCAGUGAUGAAGCACCCUCACCAUCGCAAUCAGAAGCAUCUUCUGUUCAGUGUCCUGACAAUAGGUUCAAUGGUGUUCCAUCUCCACCAGAUAUCGGAGCAUUUUUUGAACGUUUAAAAUCGGAACAAGUAUUGUCUCCUGUGCUGACCGUCAGUGCACUGACCUCAUUUCAAGAUUCAGGGUUGACGAGUCCUCAACAGGUGACACCACCAACGCCUUCGUUAUUCUCAAUGCCAUCACCAAAUCAUACAAAGACUUCUUCGUCUUCAUCCUCUUCAUCUUCUAAAUCCAGAAAGAAGCAAGCAAAGCGACCCAAACCCAAAGAGAUCAAGUUUCAUGAGUACAAGCCUCCAAACGAAGUCAACAGCAAAUCUGCUACAUCUGCAACUGAUGAUGAUAACCCAUAUAAUCUAUUAUUAAUGCAACAGCAGUUGUUUCUGCAGUUACAACUGCUGCAACAGCAGCAAGCCAUGCAGCAGCAGCAGCAACAGCAGCCCAGUAACCAAAAGGAAUCCUCCAGUGUAGGAUCAAUAGGAUCUCCAGGAGGCAGCGUAGACAGUGUACAGGCUACGCCGCUCAAAGUUGGCAAAAUCACUGGAAACUUAGAGGACAUGAAAGUAGCUGAAUUAAAAAUUGAGUUGAAAGCUAGAGGACUGCACGUUUCUGGCACGAAGCCGCAACUUGUUGAACGUUUGCGGCCAUACACAGAAACUAGCGCCAGCCGCUCAAAUUCUACAUCUUCUACAUAUGACGUGCCAACAUCAUCACCGCAAGCUAAAGUUAGUAGCUCAACAGAUUUUCCAUUGGAUGCCAUGAGUGAUAUCAGUGCUCCACCAUCUGUGAGCACCCCUCCAGUCUCUCCACCAGAUGCCAAACAGUUAGCUUCCGUCAAGUCAGAACCCAUGUCUCCUGGAAAUGUUUUCAUGGAUCCCAUGUCACCUCUUAAUCUGCAAGGCAAAAAUGACUCUUCCAUAAUCAUUACAUCUCAGAAUACUCAUGAGGAACGGACACUGCACAGGACAUUAAGUUCCAGCAGCAUAAGAUCAAAGACUAUUCCGAUGGACAUGGAUAGUAACAGUAAUAUUGAGCAAUGUCUGCCAGAUCUCAUAAGUGAAGACACUUCUGUCAAUGAUUCUAGCGAUCUGGUGAAGCAGCAGCAGAGAAAAAUAGAAGAACUUCAACAGCAGCUGCUGCUUUCGCAAAUGCAGAUACAGCAGCAAAAGCAACAAUUACAAAGUCGACCACCACCACCUCCGCCGCCUCCUCCACCACCACAGGGACAAUCGCAGACAGUCAAUUUACAAUUGCAGAAAAAAUUGGCUCCACAGACACUUAUUCCAGGUUUGAUAAGCACAGUACCAACUCAGCUGUCUGCAGGUCAGGUCACAGUCACAAACUCUUCAGCAUCAGUCGCACCAGUAGGCCAACCACCAGCGUUCCAAGUCAGUCAAACCUUUGCACCAACCACCAAAGUGUUAUCAUUUGGUGUGUCCUCCCCGAGUCAGCAAUUUACAUUUCCUAAACACACUAUCGAUACCAAGCCUGUUUCGAUACCAAAUGGUUUAUUUGCAUCCCAGAAAGCAUCAUCAUUACCAAACAGCCCAACAGAUGUUAUUGCAGAUACGCCAAGUUUGUCUCGGUCAAUGACAAACCCAGCAUUCUCAAGCCCACCACCAAGAUAUGAGGAUGCCAUCCGGCAAACUAAGAUAAAGAAUGGUAAUCAAGGAGGAAAUUCUCGAAGCACCCACACUCAAGACUUGGAUGACUUGUUGGAAGUUUUGGUUGAUCAUGGAUAUCAAAUUCCAUCAACACCAAGGAAUCGAGGGCAAUUGGGCAUUGCCAACAGCUUUCCUCAAACAAUAACACUUACACAAUCACCGCAACGAAUUCACCUGGCCUCGUCACCGCCAAAAUCACCAUCGGCCGGGCGUCGUGCCACAGCGUCAAAUUCAAUGUCACGGUCUAUGCCUCCAUCCCACAUGACCACCGAACUACCAAUGGACAUUGAUGCGGAACUAAGUUUAGGGACAAUUGAUCUCGGUGUUGUUAAAAGCGAAAGACUUUCACCGGCAGACAUUAACAAGGACAUCCACCAAAGCAAUUCUUUAGACAUCACAAUGAUGGACAGCGAUUCAAACAUUCUCGGAUUAAGUAAUGAUCCAUUAACGGAUACGUGCGCAAGCUCCUCGGACACAAAUGUUGACAAUUGGUUAGACUUAGUGAUUCCAAGUUCAGGCAGUGGACUCACUCCAGUGAGCUGUACUCCACCUGCCGGUCUGUCAAUCGAUAAUGUUCUCGGCAAUCCUCUUGGAAAGGAUCCGUUUUCCUUGAAUUUAUUUGAUCUAGGCGAAAUAAGCACUCCGACUGAACUACAUCAUUUGGAGGGAGACGGAUGGGACAACAUCCCGGUCGGUGAAUAAUUACAGGUCAUCAGUACAUCAUAUACCUCAACAGGGACUUCCAUAAUUAAACGCUACUGCUGUUCAGUUGUAAUACGUUGGUAUUGUACCUGAUAUUUGCCAGAUAUGAAUAUUCAUAAGACAAUGUAUAUGAAUAUUCAUUUUAAUGCUUUAAAUGGUCAAAGAUAUAUUCAGACUGAAGCAUU